Molecule: messenger RNA, 1005 nt
Organism: Trypanosoma theileri
Lineage: Eukaryota; Euglenozoa; Kinetoplastea; Trypanosomatida; Trypanosomatidae
Product: DREV methyltransferase
Exons: 1
Coding region: 1-1005 (334 amino acids)
Molecular function (GO): protein-L-histidine N-pros-methyltransferase activity
Source: RefSeq, a predicted model, not a curated record
AUGGUUUCACUACAUGCAUUGCAAGAUUUAUCGCUUUUCUGGUCUGGCAAUCGCAAAAAACCACCGAUAAAAUACACACCAAAUCUUCUUAAACUCCCAGAGCACAUUGUAUCCAAGUAUGUACCCAUGUGUAUGGAUCAGGAAACAGAAGUAUGGCUAAAGUCUUCCUCUAAUACGAGCGUUCUUAAACUUCUGGUGGCGGACUUAUUGUGCAGUGUGUGUUCCCGCACAACCGCUAAUGGAAUUGUCGGUCGCGGUGGGAUGUUUGUGCUGAGCACCCAGCAAGUGACACGGCUGCUAUUAGGCAAUAAUAGUAGUAGCCCUCCUAAUAAUAAUAAUAAUAAUAAUAAUAAUAAUAAUAAUAAUAAUAAUAAUAAUAAUAAUAAUAAUAAUAAUAACAGGGCUGUGUUUGAUUCGCUGCUUGACAUUGGGGCCGGGGACGGUGGAGUGACUGCCCGCCUGCAGCCGCUUUUCCGCCACGUGUCGGCGACGGAGUGCUCGAGUGCGAUGCGCUGGCGGCUCUGGCGGCGUGGCUACGAAGUUCUCCCGGCGGAGAAUCCAUUUCAGCACAGCGACGGCACUCGUCGAUCUUACGAUGUCAUUUCGUGCCUGAACGUGUUGGAUCGGGCCGACAGGCCGCUGGGUUUACUGCACGCCAUUCGGGAUUCACUCAAGCCGGACGGUCUUCUUCUUCUCGCGGUUGUGCUGCCGUGGUGUCCGUUUGUGGAGUAUGGGAAUAGACAACUCCCACCAUCUGAGAAGUUGCCGAUGGAGGGAGGAGAGUGUUGCCGCGGUGCGAGUUUCGAAGACUCUCUUCAGCGGCUUGUGGAUAAUGUUCUUAUCCCGUGCGGGUUUGAGCUUGAGCGGUGGUGUAAAGUGCCGUAUCUUUGCGAGGGUAAUUUGCAAAUGGAGUAUGCAGUUCUCAGUGAUGCGGUGUUUGUGCUUAAAAAGAGUGAAGGGAAAUCUUUAGAUACAUCAGGCAAAGAGAAUGGAGAAACGGAGUGA